AUGGAGCAGCAUCAUAUCGCCGGUCCGCCCACUGGCACAACGUCUAUCCCUUCGUCCGAAAAGUCGAGCCAGCUUCUGAUCCGUGACUAUCCACACCGAGCGAUCGCCAUAGCGACUCCCACGCAUGCCCUCAUCCUUCGCCACAGCUCUACGACCUCGGAAGCCAUAAACGAUGGUUUGCUCGCCACGGUGCCGUCUGCACGGCCUCGCACCGAUAAUCACACGGCGAAAUGCAUGGUCGAGUUUGCACCGGUUACCAAGUCCCUGUUGGCGGACUUCAGGCCCUUGACUCCUCGGCCGGUGUACGGAACUCUUGGUCUCAUCUCCAUAGAUCAGGAUGUGUUUCUUUGUGUGGUUACUCACGCCACAAGAGUCGCUCAGCUGCGCCCUGGCGAGACCGUGGAGCGCAUCGUGAGCGUCAACUUCUUCUGUCUCAAUAGCGCAGCGUACGACAAUGUGUACUUGUUGAAUCCCUACGAUACCGAGACGGCUGACUCGGCCUCCGUCUACGGCCAGAACUUGGCCAGGAGGGAGGGUGAGAUCGAGUACCCAUAUCAGGAGUUGCAGAAGCUCCUUAGUAAUGGAAGCUUCUACUAUAGCACGGAUUUCGACCUGACGAACAGACUCCAAGACCGGCCCGUUGAUUCAGACACCUUCAACAUAGACAACUUUGACGACGCCUUCUUGUGGAAUUCGUUCAUGGUCAAUCCUUUGCUUCGCUUUCGCUCACGGCUCCGGCCUCACGAGCGCGAGGCGCUGGAUGCUUCACGGAUACUCACGUCUGCCAUACGGGGUUUCUGUCUCACCAUGACAAUCCCGCAGUCCGCAGCACCUCUCAGAGCUGCAAACACUGGUCGACCAUCUUUCCUCACGGUUGUCUCGCGUUUAUCUUGUCAGAGGGCCGGCACUCGGUUCAACAGUCGAGGUAUCGACGAUGAUGGCCACGUUGCGAACUUUGUCGAAACAGAAACUAUAUACUGGAGUCCGACGGGUGUCCUCUUCUCGUACGCCCAAGUUCGAGGCUCGGUGCCAGUAUUUUGGGAGCAAGCUGCCGGACUCAUUCCGGGGCAGCAGAAGAUCACUGUCACACGUUCAGCGGAUGGAGCCCAGCCUGCUUUCGACAGGCACUUUGAAGAAUUAGAGCAAUCGUACGGUGCUGUACAUGUUGUCAACUUGCUCAGCGCCACCAAGCCUGAAGAGGCACAGCUGACCCAGCUGUACCAUUAUGGGAUCCGGCACAGUCCACUAUCACGCACUGGAACAACUCAAGAUGCUGAUCAUGCCCUCCUGCGGCACACAGACUAUGACUUCCAUGCCGAGACGAGAGCGACUGGCUAUGAAGCUGCCAGAGGCAUUCGACAAUACAUAGAGAACUCCGCCGAUGGCUUCGCAUAUUAUCUUGCUGAGGAAACAGAUGAUAUGUAUGAAACAGGUGGAGAGCUGGGUGAUCGCCGGAGGUUGGUGGUGGUGCUUCAGCAAGAGGGCAUUUUUAGGACCAAUUGUCUAGACUGUCUUGAUCGGACGAAUCUCAUCCAAACCCUGAUCUCGCAGCUGGCCGUCGAGUCGUUCCUCAACCACCGUGGGGAGUACGCGGCCUCAGAUUUCUGGAUGAGACACUCUACCCUCUGGGCCGAUAAUGGCGACGCUCUCUCAAGAAUCUAUGCUGGAACAGGAGCUCUAAAGACCUCAUUCACUCGGCAUGGAAAGAUGUCUCUCGCCGGUGCUUUCGCCGAUGCCCGAAAGAGUGCCACCAGACUCUAUAUCAACAACUUUGCCGACAAGGCGAGGCAGAAUACCAUUGAUCUCUUGCUUGGAAGGCUAGUCGGGCAAGCCCCUGUGCUACUCUUCGACCCAAUCAGUGACUUUAUCUCCAACGAGCUUGCGAAACGCAGCAAUGAGUAUUCUUCGACAGAGACCGUCAACAUAUGGGUCGGAACUUUCAAUCUGAAUGGCAAGACAACUGGCAUCCAAGACGACCUUUCGCCAUGGUUGUUUCCUCCGGAGCUCGGCUCGGAGCAGCCCGAGAUUGUGGUUGUUGGCUUUCAAGAGAUUGUCGAGCUCAGUGCACAGCAAAUCAUGAACAGCGACCCAACAAGAAAGCAGCAGUGGGAGAAGGCUAUAAAGACGGCACUCAAUCGAAGAGCCGAUGAGUUGAAUGGCGAGCGCUAUGUCCUCCUUCGGAGCGGACAGCUUGUAGGUGCUGCAUUGUGCAUAUUCGUAAAGUCUUCUGCACUGCCAAAAAUCAAGAACGUCGAGGGAAGUGUUAAGAAGACAGGCAUGUCGGGGAUUGCUGGCAACAAGGGUGCCGUCGGUAUCCGAAUGGAGUACGCCAAUACCCAAAUAUGUUUCGUCACUGCCCAUCUUGCGGCAGGAUUCGCAAACUACGACGAACGGAACCGAGAUUAUGCAACUAUCGACCACGGACUCAGGUUUCAGAGGAACAGAGGCAUUGUCGAUCAUGACACCGUCAUUUGGCUGGGGGAUUUCAAUUACCGUGUCGGUUUGACUUACGAGAGAGCCAUGGAACUUGUUCGGAGGAGGGAUAUUGAAAAGCUCUACGAGAACGAUCAAUUGAAUCUUCAAAUGGUUGCUGGUCUCUCUUUUCCGCACUACUCUGAGGCUCGCAUCACCUUCAUGCCAACCUACAAAUUUGACAUUGGCACAGAUCGAUACGACACCUCCGAGAAAGCUCGAAUACCCGCCUGGACAGAUCGCAUCUUGCGCAAAGGCACGAAUAUAAGGCAGCUAUGCUACAACUCUGCUGAUCUGAGGUUCUCUGAUCACAGACCUGUGUACGCCACGUUUCAAUGUACUGUCAGUAUUGUGGACGAGGCGAGGCGCGACAAGCUCAGCCGGCAGUUGUACGAGCGGCGUAGGGCCGAAGUGGGACAAUCCGUCGCGAACUUGUUGAGCGAGGACUCAGAUGAAGAUGAAGAUCUGAUCGGUUACGAUCCUAUCGAGCCAGGGCUCCCACCUGCAAGUUCGGACCAGCAACGAUGGUGGCUAGACAACGGCAAGAUGGCACAAUCAACAAUCGCGCCGCCUAAAAGCUCAGGGAACAACCAGGAGGACUCCGUCAUGACAUUGAACCCCAAGCGACCUGCGAAUCCUUUCACUCCCACUGAGGAGCCUGACUGGGUUGCUGUUCCUCGGUCCAACUCGAGGCUGUCAUCCUUCUCAUCAUUGUCCAGCUCACCUUACGAGCAUGUUGGUCAUUCCAUGCAACUAGCAGCCAGCGCGUCCACGAUUCCGCCACGCAAGUUGCCGCCCCCAUUCGACUCGACCAAGCUGGCAGGACAGACUGGGCGAAUGCAGCUGGCGGACGACACGCCCGCCACGAGGCAAAGAGUCGAAGUUGCCCCUCCGCCGCCACCUCGUCGGACCACAGGUGCCCAGAUUAAUGCGGUUCCCGCCGCGCCCUUAUCCACCACUUCUGUAGGCAGUUCCGAAUCUGUCCCAUUGAGCAGCACGGGGAGCAGCACAGCUACGCAGGGUGGCAACAAGUCCAAGCCGCCACCAGUAGCGCGCAAACCGGCACAUCUAAGCACAACGUCCCCCGCGACCAGCCCAAGGCUGUCAGAAGCUACCAUGACCGGUGACCCGGGCAAGACCUCCCCGCUGCGACCGCCGUCCGGAAAGAUCUCUGAUCUGACUUCAAGGCUUCAGGCAACAGGUCAGGGACAUCUGACGGGCGGGAUGCAGCGCACGACGUCCUUCCCGCUGAAAGGCACGGCCCCCGGGACGGGCCACCAUCCAGGACCCACAUCACCACCGGGCGGCGUCAGCCUGCCGGGCCUUGGCCAGCUUGAGCGCAAGGCGGUCCCACCCAGACGAGCCGGAACGUUUGCGGGUUCAGAUGCGCAGGCAGCCUAUCAACAACAUCAGCCGGCUGGGAGAAGCAUCCCACGGAAGCCUAUCGAUCUGCUGGACAGUGACGAGGGCAGCGACAUGAAUGGCUGGGAGACCUUGAAACCCACAUGA
Microdochium trichocladiopsis is the source of this 3981-nucleotide messenger RNA. Its product is annotated as SacI homology domain-containing protein. Gene Ontology annotation, molecular function: phosphatidylinositol-4,5-bisphosphate 5-phosphatase activity; phosphatidylinositol-3,5-bisphosphate 5-phosphatase activity. The record is from RefSeq and is a predicted model, not a curated record. Gene Ontology annotation, cellular component: cytoplasm; membrane. NCBI's taxonomy places the organism in Eukaryota, Fungi, Ascomycota, Sordariomycetes, Xylariales, Microdochiaceae. Gene Ontology annotation, biological process: phosphatidylinositol dephosphorylation. The transcript has 5 exons. The coding region runs from base 1 to 3981 and encodes 1326 amino acids.